AUGCUUCCUCCUGCCAUUCAUUUCUAUCUCAUUCCCUUUGCAUGCAUCCUAAUGAAAAGCUGUUUGGCUUUUAAAAAUGAUGCCACAGAAAUCCUUUAUUCACAUGUGGUUAAACCUGUUCCAGCACACCCCAGCAGCAACAGCACGAUGAAUCAAGCCAGAAAUGGAGGCAGGCAUUUCAGUAACACUGGACUGGAUCGGAACAGUCGAGUUCAAGUGGGUUGCCGGGAGCUGCGUUCCACCAAAUACAUCUCCGAUGGCCAGUGCACCAGCAUCAGCCCCCUGAAAGAGCUGGUGUGUGCUGGUGAGUGCUUGCCCCUGCCGGUGCUGCCCAACUGGAUAGGGGGAGGCUAUGGAACCAAGUACUGGAGCAGGAGGAGCUCCCAGGAAUGGAGGUGUGUCAAUGACAAAACACGUACCCAGAGAAUCCAGCUUCAGUGCCAAGAUGGCAGCACGCGCACCUACAAAAUCACAGUGGUCACCGCCUGCAAGUGCAAGAGGUACACUCGGCAGCACAAUGAGUCCAGUCAUAACUUUGAGAGCAUGUCGCCUGCCAAGCCAGCCCAGCAUCACAGAGAGCGGAAAAGAGCCAGCAAAUCCAGCAAGCACAGCCUGAGUUAG
This is a messenger RNA of Puma concolor (puma), 621 nucleotides long. It is a transcript of the gene SOSTDC1, whose product is annotated as sclerostin domain containing 1. Lineage: Eukaryota; Metazoa; Chordata; Mammalia; Carnivora; Felidae. The record is from RefSeq and is a predicted model, not a curated record. Gene Ontology annotation, biological process: negative regulation of BMP signaling pathway; negative regulation of Wnt signaling pathway. Gene Ontology annotation, molecular function: BMP binding.